CCAAUCAAACGUCAGACCGCACGCAGGCGCACUUUUUAAAUGAUUAAUCUGGACGCCUGCAGCCGGCAGACUCGUUAGCGUUCUCUGUUCAGUAUCUGCUCACUAUGGCGGUUUUUAGGCUUUUAUUUCUGUCGUGUUUCUGCUCGUUUGGACUUAUUGACAGCACGGAGGACGUGCAGGUUCAGGAGCAGCUGUUUUUAAGUUCUCUGGGUCUUUCCAGUCGGCCGAGGCCGUCAGCUCGGGGUCCUGUGCCCUCACUACUGUGGAGGAUCUUCAAGAAAACCGACGAGAAGCGACCGGAUACUGACCCGGAUCCGUGCACGGUGCCGGAGUACGGAGUGAGGGGCAACAUCGUCAGAUAUGUCCUGGACCAAGGUAGACUCAUUUCUGACUCAAUCAGCCACGGUGUGGAGAAGCAUCUUUUUUUCAACAUGUCUGUUCUGGAGGAUGUGGAGCAGCUUUCUUUUGCCCAGCUUGAGCUGAAGUUCAAGCCAGACCUUUCCCACUUGUCCCACCAGGUUGGUCAGCAUACUUUCAGCAUGCACCUCUACAAGGUCUUGAGGACCUCACUGAAAGGCAUGAGCCAUGACUCUAGCCGCAGACUGCUGCUCUCCCAGUCUGUUCAUUACACACACAGCACUACCGUCCACUUCAACCUGACCGACCUGGCUGAAUGGUGGAGGAAGCCAGGCAAGAACUUUGGGCUGGUGCUUGUUCUGCAGUCUACUCGGCUAGACAACCAGCUGGACCCAGUGGACUAUGACUCUAGUUUUGUGGGGGUCCCUGAACUGGUCACGUCACUGGUGGUUGUGUCUCUGAACCCUUACCAGUGUAGAUCGAGGAAGAAGAGAAGUGCCUACUAUGUGCCUGUGAGCCCCAGCAAUGUGUGCAAGCCCAGGCGCCUCUACAUCGACUUCAGAGACGUCGGCUGGCAGGACUGGAUCAUCGCGCCCCAGGGCUAUGUGGCCAACUACUGCCAUGGAGAGUGUCCUUUUCCACUUAGUGAGAGUCUGAAUGGGACUAACCACGCCAUUCUGCAGACCCUGGUCCACUCCUUUGACCCAAAGGGGACGCCUCAGCCCUGCUGCGUCCCGGUCAAACUGUCUCCUAUUUCAAUGCUUUACUAUGACAAUAAUGACAAUGUUGUCCUCAGGCAUUAUGAGGACAUGGUGGUGGAUGAAUGCGGCUGCAGAUGAGCUACAUUUUUGUUUGUUUGUAUUUUACGAAUGGAAAAUAAUAAAAACUUGCCUUUUUUUAAACAAAAAAUAA
This is a messenger RNA of Astyanax mexicanus (Mexican tetra), 1269 nucleotides long. It is a transcript of the gene gdf3, whose product is annotated as growth differentiation factor 3. Gene Ontology annotation, cellular component: extracellular region. NCBI's taxonomy places the organism in Eukaryota, Metazoa, Chordata, Actinopteri, Characiformes, Acestrorhamphidae. The coding region runs from base 105 to 1196 and encodes 363 amino acids. Gene Ontology annotation, biological process: SMAD protein signal transduction; BMP signaling pathway. The record is from RefSeq and is a predicted model, not a curated record. The transcript is spliced from 2 exons. Gene Ontology annotation, molecular function: growth factor activity; cytokine activity.